AUGUUCAAACUCCUUAUAUCAUCAAAUCGAAUUGUUCUAUUAAUCUUUAUCAUUUUACUUGCAUCACUCAAUCGUUUCUCACGAGCAACAGCAAAAGAUAACAGUGAUAUAACUGAUUUAUCCAAUGAUGAAGUAGAAGAUCAACGUCGAAUGCAUGAUCUCAAUCAGUUACGAUAUUUUUUAUUAACAGCAAAUGCUAAACAACUCGCUGCUAAACGUCAACAACAAGCUUUUCGUAAACGACAAUUGAUUCAUGAAUACCUUAAAUCUAUUCAUAAUCCAAUUCGUCUACAAGAAGUUAAAAGUCAUCUUGCUUUCGAUCAUUCUUACUUUCUCGACGUACGCAUUCAGAAUGGUCAUUUUAUGGCACGAUUAUCUGAGCAAUGGACCAUCAGAAAAGACUCGUUUAAACGCGAGAUCAAUAUAUGA
Messenger RNA from Adineta steineri, 429 nucleotides. The record is from the annotation of a GenBank genome assembly. NCBI's taxonomy places the organism in Eukaryota, Metazoa, Rotifera, Eurotatoria, Adinetida, Adinetidae.